Messenger RNA from Dermacentor silvarum, 2671 nucleotides. RefSeq lists its product as uncharacterized. Lineage: Eukaryota; Metazoa; Arthropoda; Arachnida; Ixodida; Ixodidae. The transcript has 8 exons. The record is from RefSeq and is a predicted model, not a curated record. The coding region runs from base 942 to 2219 and encodes 425 amino acids.
AGACGAAUGGAACACUACUCUCAUGCUGGUACCUGUGUAAGGGCUUACCCGUGAGGUACGAUUUAGAAGAAAAUCGCUCUGCCUGUUUUACAGAUUCAUGGGAGAUUGGCGAGUGCAGCUCCGGUAAAUGCAUCAAUACCCUGCCACUAACAGGGGUGUCAUUGACAACACAGACCACGAUGACCAAGAUACCAUUUCCGCGCAAUAAAGGCCAGACUACUCCCUCACGUGGAAGGAGGAAACAAAAAUGCACACGUGACACCAAGCGCACAGAGUCAGACAGAAAAAGUUGUCGCUACCGAUGCCUCGGCCAACCAAAGAAAUUGGAGAUGGAACCGGACGGAACACCGUGCAGACCUUCACCCAGGAGACGUGGCUUCUGCUUCAACGGACGCUGUCGAAAGAAGUACCCUGAAACAAAACCACCUCAGGUGCCAAGUACCUUAACUCCUGAUCAAGAAAGUUCCGUGCUACCUUUGAAUUGUUCGCACCACAAAAAGAAGACUACGAAUGAUGACGCUGUUAGAACAUGCUCCUUCAUGUGCAAAACAGGAAAAGCCCACGUCUUAGUCAUCGAGGAAAAGGGGACGCCGUGUGUGGGAAGCCGUGGCAAACGGGGCAUUUGCAUCGGCAAGAUAUGCCGGACGCAUCGAGCGGUUGCAACAUUGUCCGCCGCUUCAGGAAAUUGGAGCGAAGACGCGGAAAUCACGAGAAAAAACAACCCCGGUGGUCUUUUACAACUGAAUAUUCUUUGACACAUAAGCCUAACUGGUACACCUUCCUUGUACGUCACAGGAAACACCAGCGUUGUGGAUGCUAAGCGCUCCAGGAAUUAUUUCACGGAAGGGGGCAAUUCUGUCUAUCUCAGCGGAUCCACUACCCAGUUGGAAGGUAGUUCAGAAAGUCCAACCGCUAUAACGAAAGAUAGCACUGAGACUAAAAUGCGCUUACAUUCUAUGGUAGCUGCGGGCAUAUCUACUGGUACGUCGGUGAGUCCAGAUUCACAGGUACAUCUUAGUACAACAGAAAAGCCGUUGUUCAAACAUCAGGGCUCAGAUACCGACGGUGGACAUGCAGUAAGCCCUACAAUAUCCACACCUGAAAUAGUGGCAAACGAAGAAGCAUAUACACGCAUCCAAGAAUACGCAGAAAAAUCGACCAUGGUUUCAGUGACCAAGUAUACUUCCACGCAAGGUCCAUUAAAAUUUGAAGCUAAAGUCACAUCCAUAGAGCCUUCCCUCGGUAAAACGCGGUUAAAGAAGUCAAGUGAUUCAUUCGAGUCCAUGCUAGAAACAGCACCUCCUACAAGAAUGCAGGCACUGCCGAAAUCCGAGAUUGGAGACAAACAAACAAUAGACAAAAAAUCUGACCUUGGCUUUCCAAAACGCGCCAGUGAAAACCUUGUUCCGUCGUUAACGUCAGAAAGAUAUUACACGAAUUCUACGGUCCAUGCGUUAAGCAAAUUGCCGAGUACUAUAUUCACUGAAGUAUCACAAGUCCCACAUUUUUCGAGAGUAGUCAAUAACCACACCAGCACCGCGUUUUCACGUCGUAUUGCAAGAAAGAGCUCUGAUGUCGACAUAGCUGGAACACAUAUUAGUGAAUCGUUCAACGUUCAAACCUCUCCUGUUUAUGAUCACGUGACAACAGCAGCGGAAGAGCGCCAAAUAAUAUCAGCAGCUAGAACAACAGCAGACGCUGUGAUCAAUUCGAAAGGAAAUAGUGAUACUUUUCUUACAAAGCCUGCCACUCCAAUAUCGACUACGGUAGAAAAACGCGAAAUAAUUCAUGAAAAUCUUCUGCGUGGUGAAACUCCUUUAGCAUAUUAUACCGAAACCACGCCUGUACCGACGAAACCAAUGCUGAUCACUCUGCGCUUCGAUAGAACAUCGACUGCAGCAUUUCGUCGAAGAAAUUUCGCGCACACGCAUGAGGUUGAAACCACACAUCACGUUUCCCCAAUUGCAGAGCGUGAACGCUUUCGCAGAAUUUCGACUGCAUCUGUGGAUCAAACACAGCCCAUGGCCGACUCAGCAGCCACUCCAGUCAUUACAACACUUAAUAGAGAGGUUGAUGUACCUUUCGUAACAAACGCCAAGUUAGCUGCAACAGAAGUCUUCAUAGCGCCGUCCGUGCGGGCAACUUCGGGAAAUGGAAAUCGGCAUGUUGACUUAGGAAGCAGCCAUCAAGGGCAGAGAACCACUCAUUAUUUUCACUGACUUUUUCCAGAAGUUUGCAACUCGAUCAAUCACUAAUAGAACCGCUCCGCCUGCUCAGAAUAACAUGCGUCCGUUCAGCGCGUGAACUGCAGAUAGGUUAACUGCAAAUCGGUGGACUGCUUGACGGACAGUUGCAGACACCAUCUGACCCAAACUUUUCUACGAAGGACCAUUUCUUUGUCUGACCCCUUUGUCACAGGCGUUUGUGAAAACGUUGUCUCCAAGCUGAAGCUUCCAACGAUCCCGUGCCACUGAUCGAUAAUCUUCAUCUGAUGUCGUAGCCUUGUACGGCGUUGACAGAUUUAACUUAUCAAUAAAUGGGGACAUUAGGUGAGGUUCAGAUCAUGGUCACUGUACUGGAAGCAAGAUAUAUACGACUGAUGUCUGCUAUCCGACAAAAUGUUUGUAAUAAAAUGUUGUCAUACUAUUCAAACAUUUUUGAUGAAAGUAAU